AGCCUGUGAGCCAGUGUGCGUUGAUCCUAAUUAUAACCUAAUGAUAACACUUUAUAACACUUUGUAUUUCACCUUGUUAUUAUUUUAAGAUUUUACUUGGGUUUUUUUCCCAUUUUUCAGUUGAAUUGGGGCAAAAAUGCGUGUGAGUGGCCCGGUUCCUGCCCUCGCACAGCGGAGCGGUUGCAGACUGUGGGCAGCCCGUGGGUUUGGUGCUGCCUCUAAAGCUCAUUUCAUAAUUCAGGCAGGAGCCUUGGAAAACAACAUCAGUGUGAGCAGCACAGCGGGGGACAUCUCCACAUUUGGGGCCAAAGAGUGUAUUUUUCAGGUUUGCUCUGUCUUUGGUGGGAUGUGAUAAUCUGUGAUUUUAUAGUCUUGUACUGUGGGUUAUUUGAACUCUUAAAAAUAACAUUUGUUGUUUCUCUGAUGCUUUUUCUGUGCACAAAACUCCUUCCAGCCUUGGGCAGACCAUUGCAAACAAGGGAAGGAUGGGAACUUCUACUGCAGUUCCCAGUGACACCAGCAGUGCCUUUGCUUUGGGAACUGGGGGGACAGUGACCCCAUGUGCGUCCUUCCCGCACCCCGCUCGCGAGGCAGCAAACAGGAAACGUGUGAGCACCAGCAGUUGAGCAUAACCCCAAAACGGAAAGUCGCCUUGAGCAAGAGACAAGAUGAGAGCUCGGGGCAGGUCGGGUGCCCUCGGUGCGGGACCCGCAUCCCUCCCGGCCCGGGGAGCCCCGCUGCCCCCCGCGCCCCGAAACUGAGGGUCCCUCUCGGCACACGGGAAAGGAGUGAAGCGGGAGCCAUGGCUGAGCGCCGGGCAGCUGGCAAGAGCCGGCGCUUGGGCUCCAGCCGGCGCAAGCAGCUGCACAACAGCUCUGGUGAGACCCCAGCACCAGCCCCCAGCCCCGGCGAGGAGCCACCAUGGGCAUCCGAAAUAGUGCAGAGGGUGCAGGAGCUCCUCAGGGAGCGGGACAAGGAGCAGGCGGGGUUCAUCACCCGCUCGGACAUGCAGAAAUUGCAGGAGGAGGAUUUCCCGUGCAGCACGGAGGAGCUGGAGCUCAUCUUCGAUGGGCUGGAUGCUGCCGGCACCGGGCGGUUGAGCACCGAGGAGUUCACUACCGGGCUCCGGCAGUUCCUCAGCUCCCAAAAAGCUGCCAGGGACCAUCGCCGGCGCAAAACAGCAUCCCGGAGGGUCCGCUUGGCCAUCCCCAGUGUGAUGUUGGAGGGGGCGGACAGCGAGGAGCAGAGACACUUUGCUGCUUUUAUGGACCAGCUGGGCACAGAAAACAUCUCUGAAGAACAGGAGAUCUGGCAGCUCUGGGUGAAGCUCCGGCAGGACGAACCCCAGCUCCUGGGAAACCUGGAGGAGUUUCUGGCCAAGAUGAGGCACCGCAUCCAAGAAGCCAGGAGCAAGAAGGAGGCUUUGGAGAAGACUCUGAACAAGUGUGUGGCCGAGCAUGAGCAGGAGGUGCAGCAGCUCUGCGAGACCCUGGAGCAGCAGAUCCAGGAGGAGCGGCAGCGGCUGCAGCAGGAGAGCGUGGCCCGGAGCCACCAGCACAGCGUGGAGCUGCAGCGAGCGCUGGAUGCCAGUGAGAGGGAGGCGCAGCGCUUGGUCAUGGCACAGAUGGAGCUGGAGACGCGGUGCCGCAGCCUCCGCAGCACACAGCAAGCUGCCAGCGCCGAAAACCGGCAGCUGGAGGAGAGUAACCGGGUGCUGGAGGAUCGUCUGCGGCUCCUUCACCGGCAGCUCCAGCAAACCCACGAGCGCCUGAGGACCACGAGGGCCGCGGUGGCUCUGGAGGGUGUGGAGGAGAUGGGGGACAGAGCGGUGGCAGAGCUGCCUGGCGAGGUGCCCCUGUCCCCACAGAUGGGGCCGGAGAAGAGCGAGAAGCACCGCUCCGAGAUGAGGAUCAGGCUGGGGUCUCAGAGCACCAAACCAAAGAGCACCCACCAAGUGGUUUGGGAAAAGCUGCCAGUAGAAAUAAGCGUUUUGGGAGCCCCACGGAGAGCAAGCUCCACGGAAGAGGAGCCCUUCCCAGAAUGUCUGAAAGAGGAACGCUUGUCUGACCAAAGCUCUUUGCUAAGAGAGAUGAAUGAAGCAAUAGCAGCUCUGAGCAAACAGCUGAAGCCACCAGCCCUGGGUGCACCCCCUGCACCCACAGAUGCUGCCCGUCACCCCCAGGACGAUGCUGAGCCCCAAAUGGAACCGGAGGGAGACACAGCCCAUGGCGCAACCCCCGGGGGCCUGCGAGAGACCCUCCUCGGCCACAUCGGUCGUGAGGUGUUUGAAGGAGACUUGAAAAAGGGACCAGCUGCAGCUGAGCUUCGCGCUGCAGACGUGACACAAGCUGGUGCGUCCGUGGGAGCCGGGAACCGCAGGGCUGAGGAGCCGCGGGGAGAGCAGGGGCAGAGCCCGGAGGAGGCACAGAGGAUGUUAUUCCUGCAAGGAAAGGGCAUCGGGGUGAAGGAGCUGAUGGUAGAGGCAGCUGAGCAUCUGCAGGGAGCACCAGGAGGGAGCGUGGAGGCAGGAGAGCAGUUGGUGGAGGUGGAAGGAGAAGGAUGGAUGCAGGAAAAAAAAGGCUGGGAAAAGGAACAUCUCCCAGGGGAAGCUGAGGAAGCAGCAGUAAAUCAGGGAGAAAAUCUGCAGGCAGGUCUGGGGGCACCUGAGGCUGGGCAGGCAGGUCUAGCAGCGGGAUGGCAGCUUGCCACGGGUGAGCUUGGCCCGGCUGUAGAAGAGUGUGCGCAGCCCUCGGGUAAAACUCCAGGAGAAGAGGCUGAUCCCCCAUCAGGUCUCUCCCAGAAGAUUGAAAUAGAGCCUGGAGAGCACAUGGAGCCAGAGCCACCGUCCUGGGAUGAGGCACAAACGGGAGCAGCCCAGGGGGAUGGUGUCCUCCCCAGGGUAACAGUGGCUCCUGACCCUGUGGUGCUGCAGGAAGAGUGUGUCAGUGUGGAGGUGCAUCCCUGGGGAGAGACCUCGGAUGCCGAUGUGCUGGCAGCCCCAGCUCGGCAUGGAGGGAGCAGCGGAGCUGGGAUGGAGGACGGGGAGGUGGAGGUACCGCAGCCACGGGGUGAGUCUGUGAUGUGGGCCGCAGCGCGGGGAGUGAGUGUGGGUGCAGAGGUGCCACCUGCCGAUGUGCAGGAAGGCAGAAUGGGAAGAGAUGUGCAACCGCUGGAGGCCCAGGGCAGCCAUGCCAACGUGCAGCUGUGUGCAGAGGUGGAGGCAGCUCUGCAGCCCCCGGGUGAGGCUGGGUCCUUGGGGACACAGCCUGGGGGGAGCGUGGCUCCAGAUGUGCAACCGCUGGAGGAAGGUGAUGAAGCAGAGUUAGGGCUGGGGGAGGAAACGGGUGCUGCUGUGGUGCAUGGUGAGAGGCCUUCCCCAGCCGAAACCCCUGUGGUGAGCCCAGACCUGGGUGGGCUGUCCCCAGUUAAGGCUCAGGCACUGGAACUGGUAGGGGCAGAGGAAUCUCAGGCAGACACACAUGGGGAUCCCAGUCCAGAAGACCCCCAGGGAGGGGAGGAUGGAGCAGCCAUGCAGCUCGGGGAUGAGGCUGAGGAUGGGGGACGAGGGCAGGGUGAGCGUGGGCUGCAACAGGAGCCUGUGCUCGAUCCGCAGGGAGCAGGAGUCGGGCAGGGAGAGGUGGCUGGGGCAGGCGCGGAACCUCGGGAGCUGGAGAACCAGGGCGCUGAUGUCAAUGGGCAGCUGAUUGCAGAGGUGGACGAGCUCAAAUCAACCCCAGGAGGGAGCGCAGAGACAGAUCUGCAGCAGCUGAGUGAGGCCGGCUCCCUGGAUACAGAACAGGGAUGGAACAUGGCUCCAGAUGUGCAAUCCUUGGAUCAGGUUGAUAAACCAGAGUCAGUGGAAAUGGUGGAGUCAGAGGACUCCUGGGCAGACAUGCAGCUGCAUGGGGGUGCCAGCCCAGAAAGUCCCCAAGGAGGGGAGGUCCAUGCAGCUGUACAUCUCACAGAGGAGGCUGAGGAUGAGGCACAAGGGCAGGAUGAGCAUGGGCUGCAACAGGAGCCUGUGCUUCACCCCCAUGGAGUGACCCCCGGGCAUGGAGAGGGGGCUCCUGGAGGUGUGCAGCCCCCUGAGGAGGCUGAGAGCCUGGGCAGGCUGCAGGACCAGAGCACUGGGGCAAAUGUGCAGCUGCUGACAGAGACAGAUGAGCUCAAACCAACCCCAGGAGGGAACAUGGAGGCAGAUCUGUGGCUCUGGAGUGAGACCAGCUCCUUGGACACAGAGCAGGGAGGGAACGUGGCUCCAGAUGUGCAACCCCUGGCUCAGGUUGAUAAACCAGAGUUAGUGGAAACGGUGCAGUCAGAGGACUCCUGGGCAGACACGCAGCUGUGGGGGGGGCUCGGCCCAGAAGGCCCAAGGCAAGGGGGGGCUGGAGCAGCCGUGCAGCUUGGGGAGGAGGCUGGGGAUGGGGCACCAGGGCAGGGUGAGCGUGAGCUGCUCCUCGAGCCUGUGCUCGAUACACAGGCAGAGGGGGCUGGGGCAGGUGUGCAAGUGUGGGAAGAGGCUGUAAUGCUGGACAUGCUGGAGGACCAGCACACCGGUGUCAAUGUCCAGCUGCUUACGGAGGCAGAAGAGCUCAAAUCCGCCUCGGGAGGAAGCACGGGGGCAGAUGUGGCACCCCUGGGUGCAGCUGGGAUGAGGGAAGGGGCACAGAGGCACAGUCCUGGCUUGGAGGCAGGUCUGUGUGCAGCUCACACUGUGGACAUGUGCAAGGAGAAUGCUGGUGAAUGUGUGUCCCCUCUGGCUGAGGAACUGCCACAUCCCAAGCAUGCUGCUGCUGAUGCUGAGGGUCCUGUGCUGGGAGCACUCGCUGGUCCCAAUGGGCAGAUCCUGGAGGGUACCCAGACACUGGAAAUGCUGCAGGGAGAGAGGGCUGAAGCAGAGGAGAGGCCUUUGGAUGGAGCGCAAGGUCUGGAAGGGGUGCAGGCAGAGAGGCUGGAGGCAGGAGCAAGGAUUUUGGCUGAAACUCAGAGUUUAGGGAUAAAGCAGGGCCGUGAUGAUGGUGAAUCUGUGCUGGCAUCCCCAGUCUCCAAGGUGACAUUGCAAACCAGCAUGCUAAAGCUGGAAACCAUGAUGCAGGAGGAUGUUCUCAUUCCAGAUGUGUGGCAGCCAGGUGCUUCGGGACAGGCGGCCCAAAGCAAGCUCCAGGUGCAGGUCUCAGGACAGGGAGAUAACAUGAGUUUUCACACAGUUUCCCAGCCGCCAGAGAAGCUGCCACACAUGGUGGAAAUGGAGCAGGCAGAUGGACCUUCUGAGCAUCCAAAACAAGAGGUGCCACCAGCAUCAACCCUUCGCACAAGGGUGCAGCAAGAGGGAGAUGCUGGCAGUGAUCAGCUGGGGAUGGUCCCUGGAGACAGCUCUCUGGGGGGUGCAGCCAACAGCAGCACGCAGCCUCAACAGCAGCUCUUGGGAGAACAGAGCGGAGACCUCAACUUUGCUCCACGGCAGAAGCAGCAAGAGGUUGGGCAGAACACAAGCCAGGAAGGCAAGGCCAGCGCAGGAGAGCCAGGGGCCACGGCUGCAGGUGGGGCAGGAGCUGCUCCAGGAGGUUCUCCUGAAGUUUCCCCAGACCCAGACCAUCUCUUCAACGUGCUGUUCGUCGGGGACUCCCACGUGGGCAAAACAUCCUUCCUGUACCGCUUGCACGCCGACACCUUCAACCCACACCUCACCGCCACAGUAGGACUGGAUUAUCAGGUCAAAAACCUCAUUGUGGACAACAGGCGCUUUGCCCUCCGUCUGUGGGACUCAGCUGGCCAAGAAAGGUACCGCAGCAUCACCAAGCAGUUCUUCCGCAAGGCGGACGGGGUCGUGCUGAUGUACGACAUCACCUCGGAAUAUUCCUUCUCGGACGUGCGGUACUGGCUGAGCUGCAUCCAGGAAGGAGCAGAAGAUGGAGUUGCUAUUUUGCUUCUCGGGAACAAAACCGACUGUGCUGCACAGAGACAGGUCCCUACGGAGGAGGGGGAACGCUUGGCCAAGGAGCAUCAGCUCAUGUUUUACGAAUGCAGUGCUGCCUCGGGCCACAACGUCUCCGAGUCCAUGGUCAGCUUCAUCAGGUUGCUCAAAGAUCGUGAAGAUAAAUUGAAGAAUAAGGCAGAAGAGGAACCAAAGCCACCUCAGAAGAAAAAGGGCUGCUGCUGGUGACGGACAGACCACCCCGUUGUGAUCUGAAACUGCAGUGACAGCUAGAAAAUCAUACAUACAGACUAAAUAAAUAAGAAUACAAGUGUUAUAUGUCAGUGUUUUUAUA
This is a messenger RNA of Columba livia (rock pigeon), 6269 nucleotides long. RefSeq names its product RAB44, member RAS oncogene family (gene RAB44). Lineage: Eukaryota; Metazoa; Chordata; Aves; Columbiformes; Columbidae. The record is from RefSeq and is a predicted model, not a curated record. The transcript has 16 exons. Gene Ontology annotation, biological process: vesicle-mediated transport. Bases 560 to 6163 code for a protein of 1867 amino acids. Gene Ontology annotation, molecular function: GTP binding; calcium ion binding; GTPase activity.